Messenger RNA from Fulvia fulva, 3204 nucleotides. RefSeq names its product Kinesin-like protein 6. Bases 1 to 3204 code for a protein of 1067 amino acids. The record is from RefSeq and is a predicted model, not a curated record. Gene Ontology annotation, molecular function: microtubule motor activity; ATP binding; microtubule binding. Gene Ontology annotation, biological process: microtubule-based movement. The transcript has 2 exons. NCBI's taxonomy places the organism in Eukaryota, Fungi, Ascomycota, Dothideomycetes, Mycosphaerellales, Mycosphaerellaceae.
AUGGCCGCCGCGGCCACUGAUGGUGCCUCCACCAUCCAAGUCGCCGUCCGAGUGCGACCAUUUACCAUCCAAGAGGCCGCUCAGGUGCAGAGAAACGACGACACCCCGUUGUUCUUAGGCGAUGGCUCUCUCGCUGCCGCACCAAAGGCCCGCUCGGGCAAGGGCAUGCGCAAUGUGAUCAAAGUGCUGGACGACAAGACCUUGAUCUUCGACCCUCCAGAGGACGGCCAGAUUCAGCGUCUCUCGCGCCAUACAUCUAUUACCACAGGCAAGCGAUCCAAGGAUCAGACCUUCGGUUUCGAUCGUGUCCUCGACGAACACACCUCCCAAGCCGAAGUCUACGAUCAGACUACUAGGGGUCUUCUCGAUUCCGUCCUCGAUGGUUUCAACUGCACAGUCUUCGCGUACGGCGCAACAGGCUGUGGAAAGACACACACAAUCACCGGCUCGUCUCAGGAGCCUGGCAUCAUCUUCAUGACGAUGCAAGAGCUGUUUGAGAGAAUCGAGGAUCUGAAAGACAUGAAGACUUGCGAGGUCUCCUUGAGCUACCUCGAGAUCUACAACGAGCGCAUCCGAGACUUGUUGUCUGACGACCCGGAGAAGCAAGACUUGAGCCUACAGGAGAACUCCGAGCAAGAUGUGGUCGUUGAUAAGCUCUCGACACAUAAGCCGGAGAAUGUUAAAGAGGUCAUGGACAUGGUGGUUCAAGGAAACUCGAAGCGCACACAAUCACCCACUGAGGCCAACGCGACCUCGUCACGUUCUCACGCCGUCCUGCAAGUUGCAGUCACACUGAAAGACCGCGAUGCCACCACAGGAGAGACAGUCAGCGAGUCCGUCACAUGCUCCACGCUGCGCAUCAUUGACCUUGCUGGCUCCGAGCGAGCAUCGGCUACGAAGAAUCGUGGCGCUCGGUUGACCGAGGGCGCCAACAUCAACAAAUCUCUUCUGGCACUCGGCUCAUGCAUCAACGCCCUUUGCGACCGGCGCAUCAAGCACAUUCCGUACCGCAACUCCAAACUCACUCGAUUGCUCAAGUUUAGUCUGGGCGGCAACUGUCGCACGGUCAUGAUUGUGUGCAUCUCGCCGUGCAGUGUGCACUUUGACGAAACCCAGAACACCUUGCGCUAUGCGAACCGUGCCAAGAACAUCCAGACGAAGAGCGUGCGCAAUGUUUUCAGUGUGGAUCGCCACGUCAAGGACUACGUCGUCAAGAUCAACGAGCAGGUACAGCGAAUCAACGAGCUCACGGCCCAGCUCAAGGAGCACGAAUCAUCCUCCUACACCAAGUUUAACAAAGCUGCUUCCAAGAAAGUCGAGAUCCUGCGCGAGGGCAUUCGGCGCAUUCGUAAUGCCUACGAUCACUCGUCACCGGAACGUCAGGAUCGGAUCAAGACCAUGCAGCAAUUGAGGCUGGUCGAGCGUCGCAUCAGUGCUAUCAGCGGCUGGGUCGGCGCAUUCGACCAAGUCUGUGAAGCUCGGGGUGAUGAGGAUCCUCCAGCGGCUUUGAUGACAGUGCGCAAGACUGCACAAGGCAUACUGCUCGAGCUUGAGACCAGCAGACAACACUGCCACCAGCGUCUGAUCAAGAACAACUGGACCCGCGCAAUCGAGACCGCACUUCAAGACGUUAUCGGAAAGCUGCACAAUCUCGAUGGAGCCGUCGCAGAGAGUCCCGAGGAGCAAAGCCUGUGCAAAGAGGUCGAGAUGAUGAAGAGUUCUGCCGAGAUCGACUGCCAUCUCGCCGUCAUUGAGCAGGAGAAGGUGGGCGAGGCUGGACUCAUGCGGGUCAUGCUUCUUGCUCAUUUUGAGACGAUCGCUAUCAUCGGUCAGAUCAUGCAAAUGAGUGAGGAUGAGGCCGUACAAGCAGCCAAGGAGGUGCUUGGAAAGGUCCUUAUGUCCUGCACAGAGGCAACUGGUCAAGUCGUCAAGCCAGAUGGCAGUCUUCACAUCACUGAAGCCGUCCCGCCGCGCCGUUCUGGCACUCCGAGAAAGGCGAAGGCCACAGCCUUGAUGGGUCCCAGCCCAACCAAGUUCAAGAUUCGUCAGUCAUUGUCGGCUGCUCCUGCACCAUCUGCCAUCCCAGCACAUACAGCUGCAGAGUUGCAACCUUCACCGGACGUAGGCAUGAGCCCAGUCCGCGGACCAAUGAGCUCGCCUAGAAAGCGAGUCAGAGUCGGCGGAAUGGCGCGCAAGCCGUUCUCUAGCGGCACUCCUAGGAAGAAGUUGUCGCCCACGAAGAAGCGUGUCGUGAAGUGGAAGGAUGAGGGCGAGGAGGGUGCUUCGCUGGUCGAGUAUCAGCCAACACCGAAGCUUGCAAACAGCACCCCGCCAAUGCCGAUGAUGGCAGACAGUGAUCGAGAGGAGCCGCCGGUCCCGAACUUGUCGUAUGAUGCGGACGGCGAGAUCAUGUCGAGCCCGCUGCCGGCACUUCCAAUGAGUCGAAACCCGCCAACUUCGACCAGACGCCCAACACCGAGCAGCAUGGCCCGUAAGUCGGUCUCUAGCCGCUUUGCCAAUGGCUUCUUGUCUAAGAAGGCAGAUGGAUCUCCUAUGAUGCCCCCACCCGGUCUUAAUAAUGCCACCAACCGUCCUACUGCAAUUUCAGGUUCGUAUAGUAGUGACGAGGAGUCGAGCCCACUUCGCGAGAUGAACGGAAACCGAGCGCCGCAUACCCUUCCCUCCCCAGACGAUUCGAGCCCUCCACUGGCGCCACCGACACUAAAUGCAGAACAGGUGCAAGAUACGUCAGAGAUCCAUUCCGAUCUUGAGAACAAUACCUUCUCCGACAAGGAAGCCGCACAGCAGAUACGCUCGGCAAUGCACAAGGGCAAGAGACACUCACGUUCGUCUGUCGGUGGAGGCAUCCCAACACGUCAACGCAGCACUCGGGAGAGCAUCGCUCGCCGCCGUUCACCAACUGCUGCAACUUCGCCAUCAUCGGACUCCAACACUGUCUUUUCGGCCUCGCACGCUCGUCGCUUCGUCACAUCGCACCGCGACGACUCUUCACGCUCCAGCAUUCUGUCACCUCGCGUUCAGCCGAUCACCAAGGGAACUCUGCCGCUUACUGCGCGCCGCAGCAUGUUUGACCUUGGCGGUACGCCACGCGAUACACCACCAGUCAAUCGUCCUACAUCGCGAGUCAGCAGCGUUCUCCCCGGCAGUGCUGUGCGUCCGAACAGUAAGGCUGCUUGGCGUUAG